AUGAUAACUUACACUGCGUGCACGCUGCUUGCCGUUAUAUGGUUGUGGUACAGACUGUUCCAGUUUUUACGUAUUCCGGUCUUUAAGAUUGUCGGUCUUCUGAACAUCGAACUACCACAGUCCACCAAGGUUUCGGUCGAUAAGAUUACACAGGAUAGCAUUACUCUACACUGGGAGAAUGAGCCCGAUUGUAUAUACACCGUAUCGGGUGUAGAGGAAAACCACCACCGAUUCAAAGUCGUUUCGUAUAAGCUCUAUUUAGAUGGGAAGCUAGUGGGCAAUUUCCCAAACACGAAAAGGGCAUACACGUUUGUACAUUUGAGGGGGCUAGCUUCUGGUCAGACGUAUCAGCUAGACCUAGUCACGGUCAACCAGUUGGGGUUCACUAAUAAGCUUCCUAAUGUGUUCGUGAUGACUCUACCAGGCGAUACCAAACUUGAGUCAAGUGUACCUCCGGUACCAGAACAGGAGGAAGCACAAAUAAUGGAGGAUCUGACACACUUACUACCUGCAGAUGUGAAGUGGAGAAAGCCCUUGAUGAUAACUCAGUCCACUAAGACGGCGACCCCCUCGUACUCCUCGUUAACAACGCUAAAUGACUUGGAGGGCUUCUCUAUCCAAGAUUUGAAAAACAUUUUGGUAUGUUCACAGGAGGAAUUACAUGACGUGUUGCAACAGCACUCAAUGAUAUUGCAAGAUUUUAAUGACACCAAACUACAGUUACAGAUGGAACUAGAUAAUUUAAAAGUUCAAUGGAACCACGAAAUAGAACUCAAAAAAUCCAUGAAGUCAACGAUCAACUCUUUGGAAUCUUCUAAAGUAUUAUACGAUUUGAAGAGAGAGAAACUUGAGAGAUCAAUAAAACAAAUUGAAACCAAAAUAUCGAAGAUGAACAAAGAUAUGGAUUCAUGGACUAAAAAUGAUGAUAUCGAAAAGAAAAAAGAGACUUUACAAGAAAAAUAUCGUAAAAUGUCUGAUAAGUUGAAUGAUGCAAUUUCAGCUACAUCAGAGCAAGUAAAGAAACUACAAGAAGAAAUAGCACAGCAAGAAGAUGAAAAUAAAAAACUAAAUCAAAUCAAAAAACUUAUGGAUAACGAAUCAAAUGGCUCUGCCUCUCAUCAAAACCAAAAUUCAUCUUCGGACUCUUCUACCAUUAAUUGGGCACAAGUUAUGAAAAAGAUAAACGAAUCUACUGUUCAAAGGUCUGGCUUACUCUCGUCCAGUGGAGAAGAUCUGUUGAAUAGUUUGCCACAACAGACCUCUUUGGUCCAAGCCAUAAAAUCUGAACUAGAGAUUGACCAAAAACUAGACAACCAAUGGAAAGCAUCGAAAAGCCGUUUCAAUAAAAGGAUUGACCAUCUAGAAAGAGUAUGGAAAGAAUUACAAACCAAAAAUAUACAGCUAAAAAAUGAACUCACUUUACAGACAUACUCUAUGUCCCAACAACCAUCUCAGAGUGGCAUUAACAACGAUAUGACUAACCAUAAUCCAACUCACCAGUUACAUUUGCAUGAUCCUUCUUCAUAUGCAAAUUACAAUACCAGUGGUUCGCUUUUGGCCCAGACUGUUGCUUCAGCACCAUUCACAUCUUGGCUACAACAAGGACAGCAGCAGCAUCAACAGCAGCAACAAACACCGCUUGCCGCAGCAGCAGACCCCACACAGAGUCUACCGACGUCUUCUCAUGAGCCAUUCUACCAUAACGCAGAAUAUGAGGACUCUUCGCAUCUGAUCUCCGGUUUGGAGAAUAUGGUCGCAGACGUUGCUGAUAAGCCUAGAACCGCCUUACUGUUCACUAAUGACCAAUUAGACGAAUACUGGAAUAGUUCAAGCCAAAUUUCGCGGCCAUUUAGCCCCUCUAGCCUUCCACCUCAAAAUCAACCACAACCCCCAACUCAACCCUCUCAUCAGCAAUCUUUAUCACAACAUCAAAUAGCUCCUAUUGUAUCAUCAGAUUCCUCACUCUCUCCUGCACCGCAAUUUAAACCACAUACUGAUAGAAGCUUUCUCGGCGUCCUCAACGACGCUCCCAAUGAUGAUGUUAUUUCUUUCCAUUCUGCAUUGAAUAACGGGGCAACCACAUCCCCAAUGAUGGUUCCUUCGAAAACAAUUCAUUCUGUUCCAGAUUCUGCCUUCUCACCAUCCUUUCAUAGUAUUUGGAAUGACAGUGGAAUAUCAUCUCCGCACUCAUCAAACCAUGCGGGAACCGACAAUCAGAAUAAGCCUUGGAUUUUCAACCAACCACUUGAUAUGCCAAGUGCACCUGCACAAGAAAGACCGAAGGAAAGCUCCACACGUAGAAUGUCAAAACUGUUCGCAAGAGGCACACAACUGUUUAAAUUACCAAGUCAUGAUUCGCAGUGA
Messenger RNA from Kluyveromyces marxianus DMKU3-1042, 2364 nucleotides. It is a transcript of the gene GTA1, whose product is annotated as Gta1p. The transcript has a single exon. The coding region runs from base 1 to 2364 and encodes 787 amino acids. Gene Ontology annotation, molecular function: protein binding. The record is from RefSeq and is a predicted model, not a curated record. NCBI's taxonomy places the organism in Eukaryota, Fungi, Ascomycota, Saccharomycetes, Saccharomycetales, Saccharomycetaceae.